Molecule: messenger RNA, 1011 nt
Organism: Penicillium soppii
Lineage: Eukaryota; Fungi; Ascomycota; Eurotiomycetes; Eurotiales; Aspergillaceae
Gene: gpdA
Product: glyceraldehyde 3-phosphate dehydrogenase GpdA
Exons: 5
Coding region: 1-1011 (336 amino acids)
Biological process (GO): glucose metabolic process
Molecular function (GO): NADP binding; NAD binding; oxidoreductase activity, acting on the aldehyde or oxo group of donors, NAD or NADP as acceptor
Source: RefSeq, a predicted model, not a curated record
AUGGUUGUCCAAGUCGGUAUCAACGGUUUCGGUCGUAUUGGCCGCAUUGUCCUCCGCAAUGCUCUCAACGACUCCAACGUCCAGGUUGUCGCCGUCAACGACCCCUUCAUUGAGAUCAAGUACGCUGCCUACAUGCUGAAGUACGACUCCACCCACGGCCAGUUCAAGGGUGACAUCAAGGUUGAAGGCGACGGUCUCCUUGUCAACGGCAAGAAGAUUACCUUCUUCGCUGAGCGUGACCCCUCUGCCAUCCCCUGGGGCAAGGCCGGUGCCGAUUACAUUGUUGAGUCCACCGGUGUCUUCACCACCGAGGAGAAGGCUAGUGCUCACUUGAAGGGUGGUGCCAAGAAGGUCAUCAUCUCCGCUCCUUCCGCCGAUGCCCCCAUGUUCGUUAUGGGUGUCAACAACAAGUCUUACACCAAGGACAUCAACGUUCUCUCCAACGCCUCUUGCACCACCAACUGCCUUGCUCCCCUCGCCAAGGUCAUCAACGAUAAGUUCACUAUUGUUGAGGGUCUCAUGACCACCGUCCACUCCUACACCGCCACCCAGAAGACCGUUGACGCUCCUUCCUCUAAGGACUGGCGUGGUGGCCGUACUGCGGCCCAGAACAUCAUUCCCUCCUCCACCGGUGCCGCCAAGGCUGUCGGCAAGGUUAUCCCCGAGCUUAACGGCAAGCUCACCGGUAUGUCCAUGCGUGUGCCCACCGCCAACGUCUCCGUUGUCGACCUUACUUGCCGCAUCGAGAAGGGAGCCUCCUACGAGGAGAUCAAGGCUGUCGUCAAGGCUGCCUCCGAGGGCGAGCUCAAGGGAAUUCUCGGCUACACUGAGGACGAGAUCGUCUCCACCGAUCUUAACGGUGACGACCACUCCUCCAUCUUCGAUGCCAAGGCUGGUAUCGCCCUUAACGCCAACUUCAUCAAGCUUGUCUCCUGGUACGACAACGAGUGGGGUUACUCCCACCGUGUUGUUGACCUCAUCUCCUACAUUGCUGGCGUUGAUAGCCAGUAG